AUGACUGGUCAACGCAAGACAAGUGGCCGACGCACGACGAGUGGCCGCCGCAAGACGGAUGGCAUGCCUGAGGUUGGGGAGCGAGCCAAUGUUCUUUUCCACCUCGAACCCGUAAACAGGAGGACAGAAAGACUUUUCAAAGACGCUGAGAACAGUCCCCUCCAGGCCAUUGAUGACUACGGAACAGUCGUUCUUGAAAUCGGCCAUGUAAUGUCUGUAUGGGGCUCGAAGACACUUGCGUGCAUUGGACGGCAUCGUCUCGACGUCUGCUUGUACGACCCAUCAAUUUCCGUCUUCCAAUGCUUCUUCGAGAUUAACCGAAACACAGGGGUCAUCAUGUUCAAUGACAUUUCAGCUCGGAGCACCAGUCGUUUUAUCGGAUCCAAUGCAACCGACUUUCCACCCAACUUGCCGCGCCGCGUGGUUAUUCUACCACGUGUUAACACCCAAAUACAGCUGGGCCACGAGGGCGUCAUCCAGUUUAAUAUUGUUUGGAAUGACAGACAUCCUCAAGGUGCAAUUGCCGCUGCCCAAGCGCUUCCCUUACCCCAUGGCAUUACUGACAACCAAGAAAUAGGAGUGCGGGGUGGUGGCAUCACGCCUAGGCUCACCCGGCCAGAAUCUAAAUCACCUUCCAUUUGGAACGCUAACAUCAAAUGGACCAAAAUUGAUGAUCUUGGUGCCGGCGGGUUCGGGAUGGUGAGCAAAGGCAUCAACCUGUUUACGGGCGAGUUCAUGGCUGUCAAACAGCUCAAGCAGAGACCCCGUAUUGUAGAGUUUUACGGCUCCAGUGGUCACGAUACUGGGUCGAUCAAGAUGUUCAUGGGCUUGAGAGACGGCUCACUUGCUAGUUUUCUCAAGAAGUACCCCGGAACAUCACGUAUUGACCUCGCUCAGAGGGUCCUGCGCCAGAUGCUCGAAGCUCUUGCUUGCGUCGCCUCUCACAAUAUGAUCCAUCAUGAUGUGAAACCCGACAACAUCCUCUACUCCAUGGGGAGCUGCCUAGAAUCAACCGAAUUCUUUCUUUGCGACUUCGGCCAGGCAUACAAGGGUGGUGUAGAUAAAGAAUGCGGUGGGACUCGGCUCUUUAGGCCACCCGAAAUCUUUCAGAGACGACCCAACACGCCCAAGGUCGAUAUAUGGGCCCUUUUCGUAACCAUGCUGGAGAUCUUGGAUGAGAAGGACUGGCGAAGGCGAUCCAGGAAGUGCGACGCGUCAGCCAACAGCCAGUUCCAUCCGAUCGAGCUUGUUGAAGAAUUUGCGGACGAUGAAGAGACCGAGGCCUACACCUUCCGCAAGAUGGCACGAAUCGACCCUGACAAGCGCUACUCGGCUGAGGGCCAGACCAACUUAGAGAGUAGUUGA
This is a messenger RNA of Clonostachys rhizophaga, 1365 nucleotides long. The record is from the annotation of a GenBank genome assembly. Lineage: Eukaryota; Fungi; Ascomycota; Sordariomycetes; Hypocreales; Bionectriaceae.